UUUGGUCGUUUUGGAUUCUCCAUGGGGUGCAGAAUUUAAACUGUCGUUUUCACUUUCAUAUUCACUUUCCUCUAGCGCUAUGGGAGAUGCAGACUUUGAACUUAAGCUGUAGGGACGUCGCCUUUUUGACCUCACAGCCUCAGCUGACAGUCUGCUGGUAGUUACCUUCACGGACAGUUAUGGCAGAUAUCAGCAAAACUGAAAAGGUCCAGCUGCACGCCCCUGGUUUAGAGGAACUGUGUGGUGUUUUACAAGCAGGACUGGAAAACAACUUUGCAGAAGUUCAGGUGAGUGUUGUGGAGUGUCCAGACCUCACCAAAGAGCCCUUCCAGUUUCCUGUCAAAGGGUUGUGUGGAAAGCCUCGUAUCACUGAUGUUGGCGGUGUGCCGUACCUGAUCCCCAUGGUUCAGAAGCACAAGGAAUACAACAUGAACACCGUAUCAAAGGAGCUGGAGCUUCCAGGAGCCUUCAUCCUCGGUGCAGCAGGCGCCGCAAGCAGAGUUGUUGGAAUGAAUGCAGAGCUGAUGCCUCUGGUUCUGACUGAAGCGGAGGGAAGGCCAGCAGUGAACAGCAGCUACUUCUCCUCCAUCAAUCCAGCUGAUGGCCAGUGUCUGCAAGAAAAAUACUGCCACAAAUUCUCUGACUGCAACUUUGGACUGCUGGGCAAUCUGUAUGCUUGUGAAGGGAAGUCUGGAAAGGUUUUAGAGGUGCGGGCCAAGAAGAGAACAGGAGGCCACAGUCUUGUGACAGCCUUGAGGAACACUCUUGAAGGUCACUACCCUGAUAAAAGCCUGGCUCUGGGAGGCACCUUCAUCAUCCAGAAAGGAAAAGCUAAAAUCCACAUCAUGCCAAGAGAGUUCUCGGCCUGCCCCCUCAACACUAACGACGAGGUAAACAACUGGCUCAAGCACUUUGAGGUCAGCGCCCCACUUAUCUGCCAGUCAGUGCUGGUAUCCAGAGACCCUGGUUUGGACCUGCGUGUAGAGCACACUCACUGCUUCAGCCACCACGGAGAAGGUGGCCACUACUACAUAGACACCACGCCUGACAGUGUGGAGUACCUGGGCUACUUCAUGCCUGCAGAGUUUGUCUACCGCAUUGACAGGCCAAAAGAGACUCAUGGUGUUGGACGAGAAUAAAAGAUGAAUGAAUGAUUGAAUCAUGUUUGCAGCAUCUGUGGAUAAUCUAAAAAUAAUCAAGCAGUUUGUGAUUUAUAUGACCUUCUAUGUCAUGUUACAAUGACAAUGCAGAAUUUCUUUCGAUUUUUGCCUUAAAAUCACAUCUAAACAUUCUUAUACAUUUCUUAUAAACAAAAUCAUAAACAUUUCAUGUAGUAAAACAAUGUUGAAUUUGCAA
Molecule: messenger RNA, 1356 nt
Organism: Centropristis striata (black sea bass)
Lineage: Eukaryota; Metazoa; Chordata; Actinopteri; Perciformes; Serranidae
Gene: bkgd
Product: chromosome 15 C11orf54 homolog
Exons: 9
Coding region: 180-1139 (319 amino acids)
Cellular component (GO): nucleus
Molecular function (GO): zinc ion binding; hydrolase activity, acting on ester bonds
Source: RefSeq, a predicted model, not a curated record